UUUUAGCCUUGCUCACCGAUGACAUCGCUCAUCCGCUGACAGAAAGUCAGUGUGCUGAUCCUCUGUCAAGCUCGAGCUUUGCUGACGACUGAAAUCGCACAUUCCUUAACAGCGUGUGAGUGUUUCGAUCCUAGCCUCGCUCGCUCACGACAUCACUGAUUCAUUGACAGGAGGCUGGUUUCUCCAUCUUUCUUUGACUUAGGGCCAUGCUGACCGAAGAUAUUACACAUUGGCAGAAUGUGAGUGCAUUGAUUCUCAGCAGAGGCGGACGAUUUUCAAUUUUCCAUUAUGAUCAACAGCUUUAUCCGAGUCAUCGAACGGAGAUGCGGUCGAGGUUACUCUCUGUGGCCUCUGGUUCAUCACCCCUGGAGAACACUGUUCAGCUCAGCUCUGCCGUUGUCAUUAUUUUCGAACACUCUUUCUACAUUUACGACAAUUGGCGCUAUCUUCAGGACCAGCAGAAGUCUGAUCCCUCUUAUUAUCUCGCUCUCGAGCAGUACAUGGCAUCUCCGCAUGCAGCCGCUGUCAGGGAAGAUGUGAGCGCUGCCGUCCAGGCCUAUGAAGAAGCUGUGACUGCUGCCUCCCACGGAUAUGAAGACGCUGUGGCUACUGCCGCCCACGGAUAUGAAGAAGCUGUGAGGACUGCUGUAUAUCCAUAUGAAGGACAUCUGCCUGCUCGGAUGGCGAAGUUAGCAUUUGAACCCUUCAAGAGGAAGGCAAAAGAAGCUUUCGAACUCUGAGAAGAAGGAGAAACAAUCCAUUGAACGCUCUCAGGCGGAGAAGAAAGAA
Messenger RNA from Suillus bovinus, 789 nucleotides. RefSeq lists its product as uncharacterized. Bases 207 to 740 code for a protein of 177 amino acids. The record is from RefSeq and is a predicted model, not a curated record. The transcript is spliced from 3 exons. NCBI's taxonomy places the organism in Eukaryota, Fungi, Basidiomycota, Agaricomycetes, Boletales, Suillaceae.